Molecule: messenger RNA, 1960 nt
Organism: Trichoplusia ni (cabbage looper)
Lineage: Eukaryota; Metazoa; Arthropoda; Insecta; Lepidoptera; Noctuidae
Gene: Rnmt
Product: mRNA cap guanine-N7 methyltransferase
Exons: 2
Coding region: 196-1350 (384 amino acids)
Biological process (GO): 7-methylguanosine mRNA capping
Cellular component (GO): nucleus
Molecular function (GO): mRNA 5'-cap (guanine-N7-)-methyltransferase activity
Source: RefSeq, a predicted model, not a curated record
UAUGACUUCUCGGUUGACUCUCACUCGAGUGUGAUGUUUGUUAGGACAAGCAAUAGUGCUUACGAAAAAAAUAUUUAGUUUUAUAAAAAGAAAACUUUUAUUUUCUUUGUUUUAUAGUGAAUUUCGUAUAGUUUGAAGAGGAAUGUAAGAGUGGCACGCUUUUAAUAAAGAACCUUAUUAUUUUCCCAGCAGAACAUGUCGUGUAUUGCCGCUAAUUUAGAAGAAAAUAAAGAAUGUGGAAAGGAAACCCUGCUGCCACAGAAAGAUGAACCUGCUAAACAUAGCUCAGUAGUGGCAGCCCAUUAUAACCAUUUAGAAGAGAAGGGCCUAAAAGAAAGGUUAAAUUCUCCGAUUUACUAUCUUAGAAACUUUAACAACUGGGUCAAAAGUGUUCUUAUACAAGAAUACACUGACAAAAUAAGAGAAAAAGACUAUGGCAGAUCAUUGAGAGUCCUCGAUAUAUGCUGUGGUAAAGGAGGUGACUUGAGUAAAUGGCAGAAGGCGAGAGUUGAACACGUAGUCUUUGCUGAUAUUGCAGAUGUGUCUGUGCAGCAGUGUGAGAAACGGUAUGAAGAUCUAAGAUCACGAUGUGGGCGUCUUUUUUCUGCAGAAUUUAUUGCAGCUGACUGUUCCAAAGAACCAUUGAGGGAUAAAUACAGAGAUCCUUCAAUAAAGUUUGACAUAGCCAGCUGUCAGUUUGGACUGCACUACAGUUUUGAAAGCUUACCUCAAGCGAAGCGAAUGUUGACUAACAUUUCUGAGUGUCUUAAACCUGGUGGUUACUUUUUUGGGACUAUACCUGAUGCUUAUGAAAUUGUGUCUCGUGCUAAAAAAGCACCAAAUGGAGACUUUGGUAAUAGAAUUUAUAAUAUUAAAUUGUUGUUUGAUGUUGAGAAGGGAUAUCCUUUAUUUGGUGGAAAGUAUGAUUUCCACCUUGAGGGUGUGGUAGAUUGUCCUGAAUUUUUAGUGAAUUUUAAACUUUUUACUAAAUUAGCUGCUGAGUAUGGAUUGGAGUUAGUGUACAAGGCAAGAUUUGCAGAUUUCUUCAAAGAUCAUUCAGAGAAGUACAGACAACUUCUGCAAAAGAUUGUGUGCUUUGAGAGUUAUCCUGCACCUCCAGGGAAAGAACUUGUUGCCGAGGAAGCAGAAUAUGAACAUGCAAAGCAGUUUUGGCAAAGUAAGGAGAACAAGACUGAGAGAGACCGCAUUGGGACAAUGAGCACUAGUGAAUGGGAAGUGGCAACUGUAUACAUGGCAUUUGCCUUUAAAAAGCUCAAGAACACCUGGGAUGAAAAAGGAAAACCUGUUUACACAAAAUCAAAACAAGAAGGACAAUCUAAUAAAAAUUAAAAGAGAAGUAAACUACAUUUAUUGGGGCAAAUGGACAACAAAUAUUUUAUAUUUUACUGAAGAAAGCAAAUGAUUCUGUUUCAGCUGACUACUUUCUUAGACUCUAAGGCUUUGUCCCUAAUUAAAUGCAGACAUAGUAUGAUUUGUGACAAAAAUGUAGAAUUUGAUCUACAGAAUUUUGUUUUUUAUGUAAUAAGAAUAUGGAUUAAUAAAAAUGUUUCUUAGGUUUAAGUUGUAACAUUCAACAUUAUUUAUUGUAUUGUUGUUUCACAUGCAAAGUUUCCGGUGUAUAGGCCAUUAGAUAGAUUUCUUAAGGAAGAAGACUAUGAGCAAGUCAAUUAUUGUUACUUAGUGUUGGUUAUUUUAAAAUGAAAUUCAGUACUUUACAAUAAUAAUAUGGACUGUAAAAUAUGAAAUCAUGCACACCCAUAGUGUGAUUUCCAAUGGAGAAAACAGACAUAAUUUAGUAUGAUUAUUUGCAUCUUCAUCAUUCAUUUUUCGUUCUUUUACUGUUUAAACUGUUUACCUAUCUUCCUCUCACUUUCCUCCACCUACAUAAAUGCAUUACGGUUUUACUUGAUUUAAGGAUUAUAAUUUUUUUUGGUGUCAA